Molecule: messenger RNA, 5928 nt
Organism: Phlebotomus papatasi
Lineage: Eukaryota; Metazoa; Arthropoda; Insecta; Diptera; Psychodidae
Gene: Set1
Product: histone-lysine N-methyltransferase SETD1
Exons: 6
Coding region: 538-5397 (1619 amino acids)
Cellular component (GO): Set1C/COMPASS complex
Molecular function (GO): histone H3K4 methyltransferase activity; protein binding; RNA binding
Source: RefSeq, a predicted model, not a curated record
GGGGAGUUUAAUUUCGUCACGCAAAAAAUGGAGACAGCUGCGGAAAAUCUUCUGAAUUAUUUUAAUUUUUCUCAUAUCGUUUGCAUUUCAACUAUGAAAAGAGUAGCUGGAGGGAUCAAGGAAGAGUUGCAGUUGCUAAAUUCACUGAAAUGCACUGGGUUUUGGCUGAAAAGAGGCUUUUCCUCUUGUGCGAGGAUUUUUUUUUUCAUAUGUCUUCCAUGUUGCUUUCCCGUCUCGCUUGCUCUGCUUGCUUGUCUCAUUGGCAAUCGAGUGAGCCAAGAGGCGAGUUGUGUGAUUAUUGUCUUUUGAUAUAAUUGACGAAAACAUCAAGAAAAUCGGGAUUUUUACUGAAUUUUCUCCACUGAACUAGUCUCUGGGUGAUAGAGUUUGGGAUGGAUAUGGAAGUUUCCCCAAGGCUACACAGUGAAUGAGCAGGGAAUCGUUUUGGUGGUUGGCAGAGGGGUCUGGCAAUAUUAGAUGAAUUUUUGUCAUCUCUCGCCCUCCCAGGAAAAGAAAAUCACUCUUAAUUGAGGAAAAAUGAAUGGCGCAAUCGAGAAAUGCGGAGCCCCACCAGGUCACAAGGCCCCACGAAACUACAAAUUGCUGGUGGAUCCGUUCCUUCAGAAAGGAGCCACUAAGGUCUAUCGAUAUGAUGGAGUUGUUCCGGGAGAUACAUCGCAUCCUCCCAUUGUCCUUCGGGAUCCACGGAAUCCCCUGGCAAGACUUCGGGCACGGCUGGAGGCACUCGAUUUGCCCGUGCCACGGUUCCGGAUCGAUCAGAACUACGUGGGAGAGCCACCACCGGUGGAAAUAACUAUAACAAAUCUCAAUGACAACAUUGAUAAGACUUUCCUGGCGGAAAUGAUAAGUAAAUGUGGUCCAACGGAUGAGAUGCACAUCUACUACCAUCCUGUGACCAAUAAACAUUUAGGCUUGGCCAGAAUUGUCUUUGAGAGUGUCAAAUCUGCCCGGACGUGCAUUGAUCGCCUCAAUGGGACAUCUGUGAUGGGAAAGGUCUUGAGUGUCUUUCACGAUGCCUUCGGUGAUGAGUGCAAAAAGUUACUUGAGAAUGCUACAAGUGAGAAAAAGCCCACAUCAAUCCCUUCAGCACCCUCAACUGUGCCAUCCAUGGACGAGAACACAAGAUCAGACAUCCAUGGAGAUUGGGAUAUCGAGACUAACAGCAUGGAUGGACACCACAAGGAGAAAAGCCGCGAGUAUGAGCACUACUCUUCUCAUAGCCGGGACUAUGAGAGUGAUAGGCGCGAGAAGGACAAGUACAGCGAUAAGAAGGAUAGUAGGCGGUGGGAGAAGGAGCGGAAGCACCAUAGAUAUCAUCACAAGAGUGAUCGGGAGAGAGAGAGAAGGGAUAGGGAGCGUGAGUAUGAGCGUGAGAGAGAACGUGAUCUACAUGAGCAUGAACAUCACCGAGAUAGAGUGGAGCGAAAGAGUAAGAGUCGACGACAUCGGGAACGACAGAGGAGUACCAGCAUUGACAAAUAUGGCUACAGUAGCCGAUCAGAGAGAGAAUAUUCCGUGUCUAUCGAUGGCUAUGGUACAUCAAUGUCCUCCACUGAGUUGAUGUAUGGCAAUCAUUCGGGUUACAUGAGUAGUCACUAUGAUUCAAUGUAUUCCUACUCGGCUACGGCUUAUGCCUCAGCAUCUCAGCCUCAUGCCUAUGAACAGUAUGCAACGGUUGCAACGCCAGUAUGGCAUACUGGGAUUCCCUGGACAGCGGCACCACAUGCAGCACCACCGCCACCUGAGGAGGAGGAUUGGGAUGCUGAAUUGGCACCAGCACCACCACCGCCGGAGGAGAAGCCAAAGAGGAAGAAUAAGGAAGAGAAACAACGUGAACCUGAACCCGUAGCGGCAGCAGCGGUUGACAAUGAAGAAAACUCCAAUCUCGAUCUCGAUACUCGAAUUGCCAUGAUGUUCAAGGAUAAGGCGGCUCCACCAUUUCUUCAGUUUGACAGCAGUGAUAGUGAGACUGAGGGUGGAAAGGUGAAGGAAGAGGGUGAAAUUAGUGAGCAGAUUGCAGAGGAGGUCAAGGUGGAAAGUGGGAAUUGUCGAGAGAAUUCUCUGAGUCCACCUGGAACACCACCGAGUCCCUUUUUGUCCCUGGAAGCUUAUCAGGAGGCCAGGAUUUUGUCACGGAAACUGUUGCGAAAGAUGGAGAAGGCAGCAAAGAAGUUGGCACUGGAUGAGGGUGCCAGUGAUAUAUCGUCCAGUGACGAUGAGGUACUUCUUGAGAAGGGAACGUAUAGUCCUCUGCCACCGGAUAAAAUUGAGAGGGAUGAUGAUCAGAUGUCAUUGUCAUCAUUGUCGUCUACUGAGGCAAAAAUUGAUGAAGAUCCUCCACUUGCUCAAGAUUCAGUGUCCCUUGUGGUCAAGCAUGAAUUUCAUCCGUCGUCAACUUAUCUCUAUCCAGCUGGUACAAAUCCCUACUAUCACUAUUCGUCCGAAUAUGAUUCCUAUCACUACAUGAAUCCCUAUAUUUCGGGCUUUAUGAUGAAUCCUGCAUCGAGUUACUAUCACAUGAGGCAGGAAAUUCAACCGGAACCACCUAAGAAUUCUGGUGAUCCACAUGCAGGUACAAUAUCUGCUGUGGUGGAUCAGGUAACGGCUGAAUUGAAGCAGAUUUUGAAGAAGGAUUUCAAUAAGAAAAUGAUUGAGAAUACAGCAUAUAAGCGUUUUGAAACAUGGUGGGAUGAGCAGGAACGCAAGAAAACAGCUAAAGUGCAUGAUAGUAGUGGGAUUAGGCCCCUUGGUGAGGCAAAUCAGAUUCGUACGGAGAAGAAGGCUCCUGAUAUCAAUCAAUUGUUGAAUAAUAACAUUGAGAACCUCGAUUUGAGCAACUAUACGGGUAACUUUGGCCUAGGCUUGAGAGCUACUAUUCCAAAGAUGCCCAGUUUUAGACGCAAGAAACCAUCUCCGGUGCGACAUGAUGAUGAAGACAGCAGAAGGCAUCUCAGUGAUCAGGAAGAGAUGGUACAGGGAUCAGAUUCGGAGAAGGAAGAUGUACAGCAGCAUAAAUCGAAGAUCUCAUAUAGUCGUCCGGUGCAUCAUCAACAACGUGUAAGGAAGCGUAAGGGUAGUACAUCAAGCUUCUUCACAACCUCCAGCGAAGAUAGGAGUAGUGGCAGUGAAUCUGACACGAGUACAGUGUACAGUUCGGGAUCGGAAUUGAUGAAUGAGAGGCGUGUACCGCAGAAGAGGGACAAUGACAAGAGGAUCUAUUCGGACUUUGACACAGAUGAUGAGGAUAUAACACCGACAAAGGUAGUGGAAUCAGUGGCAGGACGUAUUGGAAGUGGAAAGAUGAAGGGUGUCUACUCAGAUACGGAGACAGAAGAUGAAACAGAGACGGAAGUUGUGAAGAGGAAAAAAGGAAGAAAGUCUCCGGUAGAGAAAAAAUCUACAAUUAUUGUGACCCAGGAGAAGGAAAAGGAGAAAGAUCAGGAAGAUUCCAAAGUACCUCGAACUCCAGGAACAGAAGAACAGCAUGAAGAGAAAUCAUCAACCGUUGGAGUAGCAGCAGUUGCAGAGCCGUCGAAGAAGGUAUCUGUGUUGAAUUUGGACAGAUUGUACAGUGAUUCCGAGGAAGAGAGGGAGUAUCAAGAGAAGAGGAGACGUAAUACAGAGUAUAUGGAGCAAAUAGAGAGGGAAUUUGAGGAAGAACAGAGACGGAAGCGUGAAGAAGAAGCUGCUGAAAAGAAGGUGGAUAAAAAGGUGGAAGAGAAACCUCCUGAGAAGGCUAUUGAAGAAUCCAUGCCACCUGUUCCAUUUAGUCCAAUGGAUCCCGAAACGCCAAUUCUCACAAAACCUCCACCAACUCCAGGCGCCAAGUUAUUUGACAAUCUUGAUCCUCUGAGUAAGUUUAUGGCCAAGGAUAAAGUUGUUGAGACAACAGAGAAGAAACGUAAGAAACCAAUGACAGAAGAUACAGCCACCAAGGAGCCGCCGAAGAAGAAGAAAGCUUCGAAGGAUGUCAAUGGAUAUAUUCAGUCAUUUGAGAAGUUUGUGAAAGAUCAGGAAGAGGUGUCUAAGGAGGAACCUAAGGCUACUGUUACUGAUGCAUCAUCAGUUGAGAAGCCACCAGAGCCAAAGUAUUCACCCACAAUGUCAGAUGGGAGCUCAAGUCAGACCAGUCAAGCGAGUCAAGUGGCACUUGAUCAUUGUUAUUCACUUCCACCGUCAGCAUCACCAUCAUCUUCAUCGCCAUCGUCAGCACAGCAACAAGCAACGGCCAAUGCUGUCAAAGUCACUUCGCAGAUCUUGGCACAUGAUCAUGGAUAUACCACAAGUACCGCUCCAGAUAUCACUCCUGUGACUCAAUCUUCAGCACAGCAACAGAAACCUGCAGCUCCUCCAGUCAAGGCUAAGAAAGACACAACAACGGCCAAGACCAAGAAGGAGCCAGUGAAGAAGCAACCGGAGAAACAAGUAAAAACCACGCCAUUUGUGCCACAGAUGAAGUACGCCAAAAGAGAUACCCACGGAGAACUCCUGGUGCUGUAUGAAUUCCUCAUGAAGGGCAUCGAUGCCGAAGAUAGUGAAUAUCUCCGGCGGAGCUAUGAAGCUCUCCUACAAGAUGACGCAAAUAGUUGCUGGCUCAAUGCAACUCAUUGGGUUGAGCAUUGUGUAACAGAUAGAAAUUGGAUGCCAGCAACACCGGCUAAGAAGCGAAAACGCGAUGUGGAUGAUCUGAAGCCUCAUGUGACAGGAUCAGCACGUACAGAGGGCUACUACAAAGUUGAUGUGCGCGAGAAGCAGAAGCACAAGAUGACACAUAUAAAAGCAGAAGGUGGUGCAGGUGGUGGUGCCAUUGGAGAGACAGCCAGCAAAGUGCUAGUGGCCAAAAUGCAGGGAAUCUCGAGGGAGGCAAGAUCCAAUCAGAGACGUCUGCUGACAGCUUUCGGUGCCAGUACAGAAUCGGAAUUGCUGAAAUUCAAUCAGUUGAAAUUCCGCAAGAAACAUCUGAGAUUCGCAAAGUCACAAAUUCACGAUUGGGGACUGUUUGCACUGGAACCCAUUGCAGCGGAUGAGAUGGUGAUUGAGUAUGUGGGACAGAUGGUCAGACCUGUUGUAGCGGAUUUGAGGGAGAAUAAGUACGAGGCCAUUGGUAUUGGUAGUAGCUACCUCUUCCGCAUUGAUCUGGAGACGAUCAUUGAUGCUACAAAAUGUGGAAAUCUCGCAAGAUUCAUCAAUCACAGCUGCAAUCCCAAUUGCUAUGCCAAAGUGAUCACAAUAGAGUCAGAGAAGAAGAUUGUCAUCUAUUCGAAACAGCCCAUUGGGAUCAACGAGGAGAUCACGUAUGAUUACAAAUUUCCGCUGGAGGAUGAAAAAAUUCCAUGUCUCUGUGGGGCUCAGGGAUGCCGUGGUACUCUCAAUUAAGUGGCAGGAGAGAGGCACCGCCGCCUAUGGAGCUGCAGAUGGGAAGAUUUCGUUUUGCCGUUGUGAAUCGUUUUCUCAUCUUUCCGAUUUUUUUCUCCCAAUUUAAAGUCUCUUUUCUAUAAUUGCAGAGUUCUGUUUUUCUUUUUGAAAAAAAUAUGUAGGAUAAAUUUUUUGUGUAAAAGAAUAUUAAGAUAAGUUUAAUAUUUUUUAAGAGAGCAAAUAGGAAUAUUUUUUUAGUUCAUUCACCUAAUGAUCCUUUAAUUUGUAAGUUGAAAUCCUGAACGAGAAUUCUUCUGUUUCAUUCUUAAUAAUGAAAUAAUAAUUUUUCGUCGACACUGAAAAAAAGAUGUUUGAAGAUUAUGUAAAAAGUUGUAACUUUUAAAACGUUAACGAAAAGAAGGGUAUCAAUAGAAUAACUAAAUUCAGCAUUAUGUAAAAAAAAACUUGUCUUUUUAUUAGGAUCAUGCUUGUAAAAUAAUUUAUUCCUUGAGAGACAGAGUCAGUGAAUUAAUAAAAUCGCCCUCGAGAUGA